AUGAGCGAGCACGUCUACCAUGGACCGUGGGUCAACUGGGCACACGGCACAAUUCGUGGUGCCACUCUUACCUUGAGCAAUAGAAGUGGUGCCCUCCUCACAGCCUUCAUCGCUUUCUUCGUGACCCUAGUCGGAGCACAACUGUUUAAGAUUCUUACAUACAUUUUCCACCAGUCACGGAGCAGAUCUUCAGCCCAAGAUGGCCUAUUCCAUCAGCAACAAGUCGUCUUCCGGAACAGCUCUUCGCCUGGAGCCACAGCUUGGACAUUCCUCAUGCAAGGAUGGACGUGGAACGGCAAAACAAGAAUGACCCUCAUGAGGACGAUUCCUUGGGCUCUCUUCUGCUUGGCUUAUGCCUUGUUAUUCGCUGCAGCAGCAACUUUCUCCUCGGGAAUCACAAAGACUCCAGGCACAUCCAGGCUAAUUAUUGGCGAAACUUGUGGUUAUUGGACAGCUAACGAUAACACCAAUGUAGAGUCUGUGCAAGCAUUUGCUCGCUAUGUUGCAAAUGAGAGUCUUGCAGCUGCAGCUUAUGCUCGAUCUUGUUAUGGUGGUAGCUUUGACGUUCUCAGGUGCAGCAAGUUUCUGGAGCCUUCCCUUCCAUUGACGGCCAAUGCAAACGCCGCUUGUCCAUUUACAGGUGAUAUAUGCAGCAGUGGAAAGAACUCUGCAUACGAGCUGACCUCGAGAGUUGAUUCACUGCACGACCUUGGCAUCAAUUCGCCUCAUGGAAAUCGUCUGCAAAUCGAGAGAGUCUCUACAUGUGCCCCCAUCAACCAGAAAAGAUUUGUUAACGUUUUCAGUGGUACCGAUGUGGUCAGCCAAAACUACACUUUACAAUACAACGACCAUACGGUAAUGGAUAUGGUUGGUUACAAGCUGUCUAUGGAAACCGCAAAUGCAGGCUCAAGCAAUACCUGGCAACCAAUACCUGAGCUAAACCGCACUGAUGCCGAUGUUACGAUAAUCGGCCUCAUGCAGAAUGCAGUCACCUGUUCCGAGCCUGUGGACGACCCGAUGUUUGCUGCUACAAAUGUUUACGAUUUGAGCGCGGUUGUAGCUGGAGCAAAAUAUUAUGGUGCCGACAAUUAUGUAACCACAAUGGCUUGCACAGAUCAGUACAAGAUCUGCAAUCCUGAUAACGACAAAUGCACACCACUAGGCGGUAUCAACCAGAUUCUGCCUUGGAUUGGCUUUAAUGAUGCUGAACUCGACCUCGACGAUAUUCAGGAAGCUAUUGCAACACGCUUAAUACGCAGUGCCCAAACAGGCUCAAUCAGGCAGGUCCUGUUUGCGCUCGCGGAAAACGCUCUACUUGCGAAAGAUCUACUUGUGGGCGGACUGAUGUCCUCGGGCCUACCAGCUAAUCAAUGGCAGCGCGAGGUGGAAGGUUGGCUAGGUAAAGGACUUGCCGACUACCAGCGCAAGAUUGUUGAAUAUGCUGCUGGUCCCCCAAACAUUGUUCCUGGCAGCUACGUCGAACAGCCAUGGAAAGACGAUAGUUCAGCGACUGCACUCGCCACAAAGGCCAUGUGCUACAGCCAGGUGAUCAAUGAUACAACGGACACCAUCUCCUUCUCAAUACUUGGCAUGAUCAUCCUCUUCGUCAUUGGUGGCACGAUUGUAUUCAUCUCGCUCUUUGUUGAUACCGUUGUUGGGUGGAUUCAGAAGACAUGCCGCAUUGGUGAGCACGCUCGUAUGUGCUGGCUGCUCGAUGACAAGCUCCAGCUUCAUCGAUUUCUAAAUCAGGAGCUAGGGCAUGGGUCGUGGAGCGACGACUAUGAAGCCAUGCCUUACACGACAUCUCACCAGCUAUUUCAAACGCUGGGUGUGGCACACGAGAAGAACAUCAGCAAGGGAUCAACAGGUCAAGCCAGCCCUCAGCCGUCGGUCUAUCAGCCUCCUGUCUACCAAAACACUGCGCCUUCGUUUCCACCAUCUCCAAUGCAGACUGGAUCGUACACCAAAUAUACACAAAUCAGUACAGUCGAAGACAAUUGGAUGGGCAAGCCUUGA
Molecule: messenger RNA, 2016 nt
Organism: Lithohypha guttulata
Lineage: Eukaryota; Fungi; Ascomycota; Eurotiomycetes; Chaetothyriales; Trichomeriaceae
Exons: 2
Coding region: 1-2016 (671 amino acids)
Source: RefSeq, a predicted model, not a curated record